Molecule: messenger RNA, 192 nt
Organism: Penicillium subrubescens
Lineage: Eukaryota; Fungi; Ascomycota; Eurotiomycetes; Eurotiales; Aspergillaceae
Exons: 2
Coding region: 1-192 (63 amino acids)
Source: RefSeq, a predicted model, not a curated record
AUGCCCGCAACCAAAUCACACUCUAGGGGCCUAAUAAGCGGUCUAAUCUCGUCCUUUUAUAUUCCCCGUUGGCGGAUAUUCAUUCAGUACUUGAAGUCUACGCCGCCCGCGUCGUACAAUGCUAGAGGCACUACUAGAUCAGCUCAUUGCUACGAUCAGCACAUCAUCCUGGUUUUUCUGAGGUCAUUUUGA